This is a messenger RNA of Dermacentor andersoni, 1003 nucleotides long. RefSeq names its product cytochrome P450 1A4-like. Gene Ontology annotation, biological process: xenobiotic metabolic process. Gene Ontology annotation, molecular function: oxidoreductase activity, acting on paired donors, with incorporation or reduction of molecular oxygen, reduced flavin or flavoprotein as one donor, and incorporation of one atom of oxygen; iron ion binding; heme binding. The record is from RefSeq and is a predicted model, not a curated record. Gene Ontology annotation, cellular component: cytoplasm; intracellular membrane-bounded organelle. Lineage: Eukaryota; Metazoa; Arthropoda; Arachnida; Ixodida; Ixodidae.
CCUUGGCGGGCAACGUUGUGAGUUUUUUGUUGGCCGGUGCUGUCACUGCAUCGGGAUCACUGAUGCGGGAGCUGCUGCUGGUAGCCGCCAACCCGGACACGGUGCAGGCGCGCAUACAGAGUGAAAUCGACACGGUCGUGGGCAGCGAACGCCAACCGGCUUGGGAAGACAGGGUCUCGACACCCUACACGAUGGCCUUUAUCUGGGAGGCACAUCGGCGAUACACCAUGAUGCCACUCGGAGUGCCCAGGCGAGCAUGUCAAGAUGUGGUCAUCGGCGAAUACUUCAUUCCCCAAGACGCGACUGUGGUGGCCAACCUCUGGGCGGUGCACAACAAUCCAGCAAUAUGGAACGACCCGGAUAAGUUCGAUCCAACGCGUUUGUUGAAUUGUGACGGCUCAAUCUCCGGGGAUGAGCUCCAGAGGGUGAUCCCCUUUUCGGUCGGCAGAAGAAUGUGCCCCGGAGAAAUCUUCGCAUCGGUUGAGAUAUACAUGUACUUGACGAGCAUCCUACAGAAAUUCCGUGUGCUUCCUGCAAAAGGUCACGUGCUUGACGUGAACGUGAAAGACAGCGAGAUUAUGCAGCUUGGCCGCCACAAGGUGCGCUGCAUCCCACGGAUAAAUACAGCGCCAUGAUGUCAGCAGUUCUCUAAUACCUCGAACAUCAGUGCUUGCAAUCCUAACAAAGAUGCGUGGGGACAUUUAAUGUCGUUUUCUUGGCCACGAAUGUCUGGCAGUGUGCUCUGAUUGUAUGACUGUGUGCCAUUCAUCGCGUACACUAGGCCUCUCCAUCACAAUGUAAUAGGACAUUGUAUGCUGAAGCCAUAUUGCGGGAUUAGGUUACUGUGUCAAACGUAAACGCGUGUUCGAUGAGCUUUUGAACAGCACAGAGAAACCUGCAAGAAGGAAUUGACGAAUAGCGGUCCUUUCGUACGCUGCCGGAAAAGGAGAGCCCCAUACGGCCGUUGAGUGUCUUCAUGUGGAUGUGAAAUAAAAUUUAUGUC